Molecule: messenger RNA, 945 nt
Organism: Lasiosphaeria miniovina
Lineage: Eukaryota; Fungi; Ascomycota; Sordariomycetes; Sordariales; Lasiosphaeriaceae
Exons: 4
Source: RefSeq, a predicted model, not a curated record
AACGCUUCGCCAUGGCGGCAAUCAUAUCGAGGUCGACGACAUCUCCGUCGGUAUCGGCUUGGUCGGUUCGGCGUCUACCAUACUUACUUUAGUUAAGUCGACGAAAGAUAGCGAUCCCCCGACCGUGCGAUUUACCAAUACGCAAGAUCUCUUUGACGUUAUUAAUUCCACUAUUGGGGAUUUCCUUGCCGUUACAACGAGACAUUGAGCGAAGGACUGGGCAAAAGAAACGAUACCGAAAGUUCCGUUUUCGCCGCUACAAUGCUAAUUCCCAGAUUUUGAUCAUCACAAUCCUAACCGAUCUACACGAGGCCCUUCACCUGGAACUUUAUAUGCAGUAUCGUGACCAGCUUGUCCGGAAUGGCACGGAGCAAAGCUGGAAAAAUAUUGGGUCAGCUACAUUUCGAGCAGAACAAGGUCAUCCUGGAGGAGAUAGCGGAGAAGGCGAUUCGACAGGCGGCCCACGGCCGGAACGUAUAGGAGCAGGUAAUUGGCCAACACUAGUUAUUGAGCCUGGACAUUCCGAAACAUUACCCGAGCUUCACAAGGAUAUGCGGUGGUGGUUUCAGGCAUCAAACCACGAGGUCAAGAUUGUCAUUCUGGUGAAAUUUGACGACCGGCAACACCACAUUUUGCUAGAGAAAUGGGAGGAAGAAAUCUCGACUCUACAAGGAGCGAUCACGCGGAUGAAACGGCAGUCAAUCACCAUCACCCGCGAUGAGACAACAAAUCCAGUAUCGUACAAUGUUACUAGGGGGGCAUUAGCACUAGGAUUUCGACUUCUUUUUCUUCGCGAUCCAGGCCCGCAAGAGGGAGAUUUUGUACUUAGCAUUCAGAACCUGCAGCUGUAUGCAGAGAAUGUCUGGGCUGAGCUGCCGAGAUCAGACUAGCCAAUCAGAAAUCAGUAUUGAUGACCCAACAUAUGGCCAAAAACGGCAGCCCCAA